Messenger RNA from Saccostrea cuccullata (small rock oyster), 680 nucleotides. Its product is annotated as piggyBac transposable element-derived protein 4-like. The record is from RefSeq and is a predicted model, not a curated record. The transcript is spliced from 2 exons. The coding region runs from base 79 to 648 and encodes 189 amino acids. NCBI's taxonomy places the organism in Eukaryota, Metazoa, Mollusca, Bivalvia, Ostreida, Ostreidae.
GCUCGAAAUCAGAUUAGAAAUUCUUUACUGUCUCGAUUUUCACGAGCAAGGAAUCGGGUUCCUGUGACCAUAAGUGAAAUGAAAAGGUUCAUUGCUGUGAUACUGAAUAUGGGUUUAAUCAGGAAACCCACCAUUCCGGAAUAUUGGAACAAGAGGCAUGAUAGCCAGUUGAGUCGAUGGUUCAUGAAAAUGUUCCCUAGAAACCGGUUCCAGCUUAUUCUGAAAUUUUUUCACAUUGUUGACAACAGGAAAAUCCCAAAGCGAAACAGUCCAAAUUACAGACCUGAUGGCAAAAUUCGACCACUCAUCGACCACUUCAGCCGUGUCGCCAAUUAUUUCUACACGCCGGACAGGAAUAUUUGUGUUGAUGAGUCAUUAAUUGGCACUAGAGGUCGAACCUCAAUGCUGCAAUACAUACCCUCUAAAGCUGCAAAGUUUGGUGUUAAGUUCUGGGUAUUGGCUGAAAGCGCUACUGGAUAUGUUGCUCACUUAAAAUGCUACUUGGGUAAAACCUUUACACCAACUUCAAAUAUGUUGCAAGGAACAGAAGUAGUAUUACAACUUUUAAAAAAUUGUAAUUUACUCCGGAAAGGUUACCAUGUUGUUUGCGACAGCUUUUUUGUAGUUUUGAUUUGGCAAGAAGGUUGAUUGACAUGGGUACAUAUUUGACAGGGACACUA